Prorocentrum cordatum is the source of this 2190-nucleotide messenger RNA. NCBI's taxonomy places the organism in Eukaryota, Dinophyceae, Prorocentrales, Prorocentraceae. The record is from the annotation of a GenBank genome assembly.
AUGGCGGAGCCGGCGCAGGGAUCGCGCCGCCGCCGCGUGGGCGGGCUGCUGAACGCGUACUACCGCAUCGAGGGGGCAGAGAAGCAGGACCAGCCCGAGGCCACCCAAACCAGCGACUUGGACCGGCAAGGCUUCGACGCCAAGCGGUACUUCGACGGCAUGGUGGCCUCCGGGCAGCUGGGCGACCUCGUCAAGCACGCCAGAUCUCUCGACGACGAGGUCCAGGACCUGGACGGCGACAUGCAGAAGCUUGUCUACGAGAACUACAGUAAGUUCAUACGGGCGACCGACGUGAUCAAGCAGAUGAAGUUCACCAUCGAAGGCCUGCAGCCAGACUUCGGGAGGCUCGACGGCCACCUCGGCAGGAUCGACAGCGCCCAGGCUCGUGCCGAGGACGGUGUGGCCCAGCGGUCGGGGCAGAUCGAGGUGCUUCUGACGCAGCAGCAGAACUGCAGGAAGCUCCAGGUCCUCUUCGGCCUCCCGGCGACCCUGCGCUCGUGCUUGGACCGCGGCGCCUACGGCCGCGCGGUGGAGGCCGCGGGGCGCCACGGCAAGUAUUCCUCGGUCGGGGUUCGCGCUGGCCGCCCCCUCGCUGCCGACGGCUUUCUGCGGUGGGACCCCGCGGGCACCCCGCUCGUCCGCCUUGCCCUGUCGGGCUCCCACGAGGGGGCCCGCGAGGCUUCGGCGGCGCAGCGGCAGUGCCCGCCCGUGCCGCGAUGCCGCAGACUUCUGCACGCGGAAGGACCCCCCCCCCGGGGGCAGCUGGGUCAGAUGGAGCCCGGGGAGUCGCCCCUGGCGUACUACCUGAGGACGCAGGCCAAGGAGGAGGUGAAGCAGGUGGCCGCGGAGGUCACCGCGGCGGAGGCGGGCCGGAAGGACGCCUUCUGGAAGGCCGCGGCGGGCGAGGGCGCGCGCGUCGUCUUCCAGCGGCCGGGCGUGCACGUUGCGCCCGCGGAGGGCCGGGGCUCGGGCCUCUUCGCCCGGGAGGCCGUGCGCGGGGGCGACGUGGUGCUGCAGGAGACGGCGCUGACCGCGGUGCCCGUGCAGCCGGAGGACGCGGCGGAGCCGAUCCUCGCGACGGUGCGCCUGGCCGCCGCGCUGCUCGGCCGCGGGCUGGAGCCGCAGGCCCGGGCGCUGGCGCCGCGGCCGGGCCGCGAGUUCGACGUGCACCCGGCGCGCAGGACCCGCGAGGCAGAGCUGCGGGGCGGCCUGGGCCUGCUGCGCGCGCGCUGCCCGGCGAGCCGCGCCGUCGACGACGAGGCGGCGUUGCGGCUGCUGCUGGCCGUCAGCCUCAACUCUCACACCCUGGCGCUGCCGGGUGGCCAGGUGCACCUGGGGCUCUUCACGGAGGUCGGCUGCAUGGUGAACCACAGCUGCCGCCCGAACAUGGUCUGCCGCGGCGUGGCCAAGAGCGGUGGCGAGGGCGGCUACGACGAGCUCAGGCUGGUCCUGCAGGCCGUCCGCGACGUCGAGCCGGGCGAGGAGCUCACCGUCAGCUACCUGACCGAGCUCUACCUGCAGCUGCCAGAGCGGGACGAGCGGCUGCUCCGACAGCACGGCUUCAAGGCGGAGAGGCUGCCGACGGACGUUGGGCUGGAGGCGCUGGUGGCCGCCAACAACUCCAAGGAGAACAUCCAGCGGGUGCUGGCCGCGAACGAGCGGGCGGACGACGCCUGGGAGCGUGCGCGCGAGCUGGCCGCCGCGGACGCGGACGCGGAGCCGGAGGCGGGCAGGGAGAGGGAGAGGCAGAGCCUGCUUGCGGCCCAGCACUACGCAAGCCUGCUCAACGUGAACCUUCUGGCCGAGACCCACGCCUGGAGGUACAACGCCUGCCAGCGCCUGGCGCAGCUCCUGACGCGCCCCAACGCGCCCAAGUCGUGCGCACAGGCGAUCCCGCUCUGGGAGUCCGCCAUGCGCAGCGGGUCGCUGGUGUGGCCCUCGGACCUCUGGCCAGACCAUCGCAGGCUGCUGCGCGGGCUGCAGCGCGCGGCGGCGGGCGCGGGCGACGUCGAGCGCGCCACCGAGCUGGCCGCAAGGCCUACUGCUGCUGCGCGCCGUUCCUGCGCCAGUACAAAGGCCUGCCCACGUUCCACAAGGUGCUGGAGGAGGUGGAGCUGCAGAUGGGCAGGAUCCGCAGCGCGCUGGAAGACCGCCUGCGGUCUCCCGACCUCUCCGUCGACGAGGCCGUGA